UGUGUGUGUGCGUCUUUGUGUGUGUGUGUUUGCGCAGGCGCACGGGGCGGGCUCGGGGUCGGCGGCGCCGUCGGGGCUCGGCUGCAGGGCCUGCCGCCCCGGAACCUAGUGGACGCCUCCGAUGGCAGGUUAUGUGCCCAAGGGGUACUCGUCACCCCCCUAUCCUGCCGCCCCAGUCCUGUACCCCGAGCCCCCGGCUCCCCCAGCCCCCGGCUUUUCCCUGUUCCCCUCCCCCGGAGCCCCCGCCCCGCUUGAGCCAGUGGCCCCCAGUGGGCCCUACCUGCCCCUCAGUACUCACGUCCCCCCCGGGCUCGACUGCCUCAUCCAGAUUGACCAGAUCUUGAUCCACGAGAAGGUCGAGCAGGCGGAAGGCUUCCUGGGCCGCCGGAGCUGCCGCCGCUACGAGCUGCGCGGGGGUCCGGGCUGGGGGCCGCUGCGGGCGGCGGAGGAGUCGGCCCUGUGUGCCCGGCUCUGCUGCGGGACCCGCCGCCCCCUCCGGCUCCGGGUGGCCGACGCCUCCGCCCGCGAGGUCCUGCGGCUCAGCCGCACGCUGCACUGCGGGGCCUGCUGCUUUCCCUGCUGCCUUCAGGAGCUGGAGGUGCAGGCCCCACCGGGCACCACCAUCGGGCACGUCCUGCAGACCUGGCACCCCUUCCUGCCCAAGUUCUCCGUCCAGGACGCCGAGCGCCAGACGCUGCUGCGCAUCGUGGGGCCCUGCUGGUCGGGCAGCUGCGGGAGCGACACCAACUUUGAGGUGAAGACGAAGGACGAGUCGCGCAGCGUGGGGCGGAUCAGCCGGGACUGGGGCGGGCUGGAGCCCGGGGCCGCCAGCCGCACGGACGUCUUCGGCCUGCAGUUCCCGCUCGACCUGGACGUGCGCGUGAAGGCGGUGCUGCUGGGGGCCGCUUUCCUCAUCAACUAUAUGUUCUAUGAGAAGUCAGGAGAAAAGACCUCAGCCUCCCCAGUCGUGACCAGUUAGAGAAUCUCCUCUCCGCGUCCAUCCGAGACGACCGAGAUGGCCGCCGCCCACCUGACCCGGCUCCACGGCCCGAGGCGGGCCCGCCCGCCCUCCGUCCGCGAUGGCCACUUGCGUCCUUCCGCGACGGCGGCUCCCUGAGGACACCAAGGGCGUGGAUCCGACCGUUGAGGCCCUAAGGCGGCGGAUGGGUCCGGAUCGUGGGGAGACCGAGCUGGAGGUUGGAGCUCCAGGGGCCCUCCUCUUCCUCAGGGCCGGGGGCCGGGUAUCUGCUGCAUGCGCUCAUUGCUAAGGGUCUUUGUAUCGGGACCCUCCCCUUCCCAUCACCUCCCUUCCCCUUCCGUGGGCUCUUCCCAUUUUCUUAGUCAAUCAA
Messenger RNA from Tachyglossus aculeatus (Australian echidna), 1349 nucleotides. RefSeq names its product phospholipid scramblase 3 (gene PLSCR3). Gene Ontology annotation, cellular component: plasma membrane. The transcript is spliced from 8 exons. Gene Ontology annotation, molecular function: phospholipid scramblase activity. Gene Ontology annotation, biological process: plasma membrane phospholipid scrambling. NCBI's taxonomy places the organism in Eukaryota, Metazoa, Chordata, Mammalia, Monotremata, Tachyglossidae. The coding region runs from base 122 to 979 and encodes 285 amino acids. The record is from RefSeq and is a predicted model, not a curated record.